Molecule: messenger RNA, 381 nt
Organism: Oppiella nova
Lineage: Eukaryota; Metazoa; Arthropoda; Arachnida; Sarcoptiformes; Oppiidae
Source: the annotation of a GenBank genome assembly
UAUAAUAGUUAAACUUUGUAUUUACGAAAACAUUUAAUACAAAUUACAAUUAUGAAGUACGCAUUAUUAUUUGUAUUUGCCUUUGUUGUACUAGUAAGUACCGAGGACCUAGAAGGUUUACGAAAGCAACUAUAUGGUCGCAUUGAUGCACUGGCAAAGUUAAUUCAAAAUGAUAUAAAAACCUACGAAAACACCAAGGUGAAUACCACCGAGGAGUUUAAGGAUCUUAAGAGGGAUAUACCACUAUUGGAAAAAUACAGACAUGACGUGGACAUAGCCGAGAACCUGGAUCAAUUGCAUCUGGUAGAAAAUAGCAUGAACUAUGAGGAGCAGGUUGUACCCCGUUUUCUGGGACUGGGUGUUCAGUGCCCGCCUGAAAUA